GAAGGUCAAGUUUAACAGAGGUGAGAUGAAGGAGAGGAUUGUGGAUAUCUACGUCAGUGCAGACACCCUGAGAGACGGUGAGACCAGCACCAAGAGAGAAGAGACAGCAGACACUGCUCCUAAUAAUGGACCAGGAGACCAGCACUCAGUACAUGUUCAGUGGUGGAAGAGACCCUCUGGAGUUGCUGCAGUGUGUCUGGGGCUGCUGUGUGUUCUCCUACUGGCUGGGAUCAUAGGCCUGUCUGUUCAAUACAGAAACAUCUCAAGGAACUCAUCUGCAGAGAGAGACCGGCUACAGAACAGUUACAACAACCUGUCUAAAGAGAGAGACCAGCUACAGACCAGUAACAACAACCUGACUACAGAGAGAGACCAGUUACAGACCAGUUACAACAACCUGACUAGAGAGAGAGACCAGCUACAGACAAUUUACAUCACCAUGACUAAAGAGAGAGACCAGUUACAGACCAGUUACAACAACCUGACUCAAGAAAGAGACCAACUACAGACUGAGAGAGAUUUUCUUAGCGGGAGGCUUACCAAUUGCAAACAAACCUGUCCUGAAGGCUGGCAGAAAUUUGAAUCCAGUUGGUACUUCCUCUCUGAGAAGACUGAUAAAACCUGGGAGAAGAGCAGACAGGACUGUCUGGAGAGAGGAGCAGACCUGGUGAUCAUAAACAGCGAUAAGGAACAGGAGUUUCUCUUCAACCUCAAGAAGAGAGUCUGGAUUGGUCUGACUGACUCUGUUAAGGAGGGGACCUGGAAAUGGGUGGACGGCACCCCACUGACCACAGGGUACUGGUAUGUCCCACAGCCUGAUAAUGCAGGUCCUACUGGGGAAGAGGACUGUGCUGAGAUACACGAAGAUCAGAGUCCUCUAAAGGCAUGGAAUGACUUGUCAUGUGACAGCGAACUCAACUGGAUUUGUGAGAAAGCAUUUCAACAUCACCAUGACAACAUACUGUAAUACAUACAGCAACCUGCAGUUCUCUCUCUCUGUGUCUCAAACCAACGCACAUGUUUGUAUUUCUUUGUAUUAGCAUAUUAAUAAAAGCCUUACUUAUUUCCUCAC
Molecule: messenger RNA, 1072 nt
Organism: Oncorhynchus nerka (sockeye salmon)
Lineage: Eukaryota; Metazoa; Chordata; Actinopteri; Salmoniformes; Salmonidae
Product: C-type lectin domain family 4 member M-like
Exons: 6
Coding region: 26-967 (313 amino acids)
Biological process (GO): biological process involved in interspecies interaction between organisms
Cellular component (GO): external side of plasma membrane
Molecular function (GO): fucose binding; D-mannose binding
Source: RefSeq, a predicted model, not a curated record